This is a messenger RNA of Siniperca chuatsi (mandarin fish), 2812 nucleotides long. RefSeq lists its product as uncharacterized. NCBI's taxonomy places the organism in Eukaryota, Metazoa, Chordata, Actinopteri, Centrarchiformes, Sinipercidae. The record is from RefSeq and is a predicted model, not a curated record. Bases 171 to 812 code for a protein of 213 amino acids. The transcript is spliced from 7 exons. Gene Ontology annotation, cellular component: membrane.
UAUCAUCCAACUCAAGUGAACUUUGACCCUCUGGAUCUACUGUACUACACUGAGGAAUAACAGCAGCGAGAAAAACUGUUCAAAUGUUUCCUCUUUUAGCUAGAUGACAUUUGCUGUUGAUAUGAGGGCCUGUGGAUAAAUGAGUUAAAGUUUUACAACAUUUGGGGAAGAUGACGCAGAACAUGUUUCAGGAGGGGCUGUACCAGGUGUUUUUUAAGGAGACACCCUCAACCCCCCCACUGACCCAGGUUACCAAUCAUGGGGAGCUAAUCAAUGUCAGGAUUCAUCGUUGGUUUGGGACUGUGGUUAAUACCAGACUUUUAGUCACUGGGGUGGUGCAGAUACUCAGUGCCUUAGCUUGCAUACUAACCACAGUCACCCAUGCAUGUGUGAGCUACAACUGCUCUUUCUCCCUGACAACACCAGUGUGGUCAAGCCUUUUUUAUGUGGCUGCUGGGUGUCUGGCAAUGGAGGUUCAGAGGAAAGCUAAUAAAUUAAAGAUCAUCGCUCUGAUGGGUCUGAACCUCUUUAGUCUACUGUUUGGCUUCUCUGCUCUCCUGGUUAACAGCCUCACGUCUACACAGCCAGUCGCACUCAACACAAUCCAACUGCGUGCUGGUUCAUAUGUUGCAAAGGGGAGCUCUAUAGCAUUUACUGUACUGUGUUUUCUGGCGUCAGUCUACAUACUUUUCCUGUCCUGGAGAGGCCUACAUCGCUACAGUCCUCCCCAUACUCAGGCCUACAGCCGCCUCUCACAGGAUCCAGAUGAAACCAACGGGCCUCUACUGGAACAAGUAGAAUUCAGUCUGUGAAAGUCAAAGACCUGAAAAGGUGUUUCAGUUACUGUUGUUGAUCAGCGGCUGUAUGGUUGGUAUCAACAGUUUAUGCAAGUCUCAUGGAGGAAAUUGUUUUAGAUAUUGUGAAAUUACUCAGUAUCACUUCUCCUUUAGGAUUCCCCAAAACUUAAAAACCCCAAAGUCAAAAAUACUUACUAUGGCCGCAGUUCUGAUCAUAGACUCUGGAGUCCAAUCAUAUCAAUCCGCAGAAUGAAGUCCUGUGGCAAAAACCCCCGCUUUAGAAUAAUUUUUAAAUCAAUUACUUCAAUAUUUGAUGUGAAAUUAUUGAUUUCUUUAGUAAUGCAGGACCCCUACGUGAACGGAGUGGUGUAGAAUUACACCCUGAAAAGUACAUUCUCCCUCACACAUUUUCCCUCUUACCUGUAGUGCUAUUUAUCCAUCUAGAUUAUUUUGGUGUGAGUUGCCGAGUUUUGGAGAUAUCGGCUGUAGACAUGUCUGCAUUUUUGGAAUAUAAUGGAACUAGAUGGCACUUGGCUUGUGGUGCUCAAAGCGCCAAACAAACACAUUUGGAAAAACUCAACAGCAAUGUCUCUUUCCAGUAAUCAUGACCCGGUCACUCAAGAUAAUCUACAGAUUUGUUGUGAGCAGUUUAACUAGAUGGAUAAACAGCACUACAGGUAAGAGGAAAAAUAUGUAUUUUUGAUUUUUGGGUGAAGUGUCCCCUUAAAGCCUAAAAAAAAUAAGCAGCAUGUUAAACGAGUAAGGGUGUAUAUAACACACCGCAAUGACUCAUUAAAUUAAACUAAACUAAAUAUAUGCAUGUUUUCACAGUUGAGCAAUCUCAUUAUGUUACAGAUUAUUGUUAAAACUGAUUAUAGUUUUCUUCAUUUUCUCAGAUGCUGCCCUUUGGUCAACACUAGAGGGCAGCAUUGCCACUGCUUUGACAUAUUGUACAGUCUGAUCCACAAGUCAACAUCUUUAGUGUAAAAAUAGAGGAUGAAAUUGUUUCACUUCAGAUGCCAAAUAUAAAGCUUAGAAUCAGCAAGUGUUGUCUGGUGACUGCACACCAAAGACUAGGUGCUGGUCAUGAUAAUGACAUGUAUUGAAGAGAAGAUGACAUGAUUUUAUUACUAAUGUUUCGGCCACACUUGGUUUUCCUCAAGGAAAGUUCAAUACCAGUGUCAGAUAUAGCCUUAUACAUAUACGUUCCACACCUGGUGGUAAUCCACAACCAGUGACAUCAUCAACAAGUUACAAGGGUUCGCCUAAGUUCAUCACAAUCAUUGAACAUUAGAAAAAGUUAUGAGAAUACAUCAACAUUUCUAUCCAUAUAUAUAUUUACCAAGACAUCAUAACCACUAAAACUUCUGGAGUAUGCCCCAAAAAUGUUCAGAUGUCUCAAUAACCCAGCUUAAAGAGGACAAUCUAAAGGAAGGGCUACAAAGAAAUGGACACAUGGGCCUGUGUCCAUUUAGCCAGUACAAAACAUUUAUAGUAAGUGGCCCAAGUCUGAACAACUGAAUAAUAUAGAUAUAUAAGAUGUAGUACAAACAACAUUACAAGAUACUUUCAUCAAUAGGGAAAAAAGACAAGUCUAUAAGACUAUCUAUUACAAAACACAUAAGCAGACCUAUCUGAGUACAUACUGUAUCUGAUGUUAACUUAUAAUUAUUAACCAUUGCUAUGAGGAUAUAUAUACAUCAGGUGUGGGAUUUAUAUAUAUGCUGUAUAUAUAUAUAUAUAUAUAUAUAUAUAUAUAUAUAUAUAUAUAUAUAUAUAUAUAUAUAUAUAAGGCUAUAUCUGACACCUUUAUUGUACUUCCCUUGAGAAAGGCCUAGUGUGGUUGAAAUGUUGGUAAUAAAAUUAUGGGAGCUUGGUCAUCUUCUCUUCAAUACAUUGUCAGGAGCAGGGGGCCUCUUGUUGUGUGAGAAUAACAAUAUGAUCUGAUGAUUGUGAAUCCACUGUUUUAAUCUAAUGAUCGCUAUGUGUAAAUAAAUGUUCUGUUUUAGUAAGCU